This is a messenger RNA of Prorocentrum cordatum, 918 nucleotides long. The record is from the annotation of a GenBank genome assembly. NCBI's taxonomy places the organism in Eukaryota, Dinophyceae, Prorocentrales, Prorocentraceae.
CCGUUUUGGCACAGGGCCACGUGUACAGCGAUGCUCGCCACGAGGAGGCCGAACCCUUUUGCGCGCAGCACGCGCCCUGCGAAGAGGCUCAGAGCAGGUCCCGCCGUCCAGAGCUUCUCUUGCGGAGACGCAGACUUCCAGGCGAUCGUCUCGUUUCUGCUGAGUUCUGGAAUGAUGCACCUCGGCCCCGAUAUGUUGCGGCUCGGGGCAGCGUCGUCACAUUGCCGUGCCGCACAUUGGCCGCUGUGCUGCGGCGGGGACGCUUUUGAGGACAUUGAGUUCUCCCAGACUGUUGCUAUGCGUUUGGUGGGGAGGCUGCAGGUGGUGGCGCGGGCCAGUUCCCGUACUGCUCGUUCCGCAAGCAGCGAGCAGGAUAGCAGAGACGAAGAGGAAGCUCACAGGGCUGCAAUGACCAUAAUUUCGUGCUUCAAUGCUCAGAACCAGAAGCGUCUCGCCGAUGCAGGUGCGCUUCCGGCACUCAGAUCGUUGGCGGCUCGCAGUUUCAGCAGGAGUCAGGCUUCAAGCGCAUGGGCGUUGGCAAAACUAUGCGAUCGUCACUACAACAACGGGUUUCACAGCACGGCGUCGGAUCAUGUUUCUGAUGCUGUUGAGCUUGCGAUUGCGUUGCUCAGGGAAGGUUCUCUCGACGUUCAGGGCAAAGGGGCCCUGCUCGUUGCAGCGUAUUCUGCGAACGUCGACGGCUUCGCAGUUGAUGUGGUUCUCGCCGGGGCGGUGCCCUACCUGGAGAGCCUGCUGCGUGAGAACAGCUGUCCUCACAAGUACGAGGCUCUCGAGGCUAUUCUGCGGCGAGCGAGGGGGGGAAGGCAGAAGGAGAAGGCUUUCUCGGAAGGCGGCAGGACUUCUCAGAAGCCGUCGCGCCUUCUCAGAAGUGCUCUGUGUCGUCGGGGAAGGCGUUGA